CGCGCGCGCGCGCGCUCUCAAACCCUAAACCCUAAAUCAAGCUCAAUCACUAGGGUUACUUUGAACAAAGCUCGAAGCAAUGGCUCUAGGGUUUUCUUUCCGUGUUGCAGGAUCCGGGCUCGAAAAUGGGAGGAGGAGAAAGGUAGAGUGCGCUGUGGCUAGGGUCUAUCAGCGGCGGAGGCGGAGGAGGUGGAGGAGGAGGAGGAGGAGGAGGAGAGGAGGGAGAUCGGUGAGCGAUGGGAACUAGGGUUCCGGUGCAGCACUACGCCAUGAGAGCCGCUAAUUCGUUCAUCAGUGGCUCCUUGCACGAUCUCAACACCGUGGAUGGUCGGCAGAGUGAGAUCGACGGGAUCAGUGAUGUGGAUCGCGAAGCCGACAACGAGGAUGAGUCAAAUUCCGUGGAUUGCAUGAACGAAUCAUAUAGGCAUUCAUUGUCUCUUCAUGCUGUCGGAGUAGAUGAAGAACGUUCCGCCCUCGAGAACAGCAGUAGAUCGUCUACUCCGCCUUAUAACAUUCUGACGGCAGAAGAUAUUUUACCAAUUGAAACAGCUAGGGCAAGGUUCUUGGAAAUUAUUGUUGAUCAUUUCAUCUGCGAGCAUGUAAUUGAGGUGGCAGAAUCUUCUGGCGUAGAAUAUGGCCAGGGGCACGACAAACUAAACAAAAGAAAGCCUAGAGAAGUCCGCUGUGAAGGUGACCCACGGUUUGCUUUGCCGUUGAUGUACAUAGCUAACUUAUAUGAAAUGCUAGUCAAUGACGUGAAUGCGCGUCUCACUUCCUUGGAUGGAAUCCGCGAGAAGACGAUAGGGGUAGCUCUUGAAGCUGCUGGUGGUUUGUACAGAAAAUUAGCAAAAAAAUUCCCUAGGAAAGGUCCUUGUAGCUUUAAGCGGAGGGAACUGGCAACUUCUCAUGCAACAAGGACAAGAUUUCCUGAGCUUGUAGUACAAGAAGAGAAGCGAGUACGUUUUGUAGUACUCAAUGGUUUGACGAUUGUUGAGAGUCCAGGAAGUAUGACCAUGGAGGAUGCAGAGUGGUUUAAACGUUUGACUGGUCGCACUGAUGUCGCUGUCUCUGCAAGAGAUUAUAAAUUUUAUUCCCCUCGUCAUAAGUAUAGGCGUACUGCAUCUCAAGCUGUAUUUAACAUCCCUGGACCGACUACAUUCUCAGGGAGUGAUAGUUCUCCAUUGGUUAAUGCUACAGGAUUCCGUCCGUUAAAUGAGCCACAAAAUCAGCAAGAGGCUCCUUCAAAGCAGCAUAUGCAGCAACUACCGAACCAACCUCAGUUUCAGCCUUUCCAACAAGCUCAUCAUCAGAUAGUCCAGCAAAGCCAACACGCUGCACACAUUUCACACCUGACUCAGUGCACUCAUAGUUCACAUGUAACGGAUAUUACUCAACAGCAUCAAUCGCCCAAUAUGUCUCAACAUCUGGCUUGCUUGCAGUCAAUGUCUGCAGGUCAUCUCGGAGGACGCUUAAAUCUGUUGCCGAGUUCUCCGGCGAAAUUCUGCGAUGAAUGCGGUGCCCCCUAUCUGAGAGAGACUUCUAAAUUUUGCUCCGAGUGUGGCACCAAAAGGUUGGGUAUUUAAAUAUUUAACUUCUCCCUAUCUAUUUUACCGCGUGCUUGAGAAAUAUGUGUGAAUUUGCUUCUUCAGAUAUUCGUUCUAGUGGCAUCUACGUUGUGUAUAUAUUUUCUAACUUAGGAUCAUAUGAAAAUGUUUGCAUGUAUCAUUUUUAUCUGUCUACGAAGCUAUUGUUGAUAGUAAAUAGGAGAGCAUAAGGAAAAACAAAAGAAGGGAAAAACAAGUGUUGGGAGUUUUAAUUUAUUAAUUUCAACAAUAAUUUUAUGUAAUCUAUAACAUAGUUUCCAUUUUUUUUUU
Ananas comosus (pineapple) is the source of this 1874-nucleotide messenger RNA. RefSeq lists its product as uncharacterized. The transcript has 8 exons. Bases 237 to 1583 code for a protein of 448 amino acids. The record is from RefSeq and is a predicted model, not a curated record. Lineage: Eukaryota; Viridiplantae; Streptophyta; Magnoliopsida; Poales; Bromeliaceae.